Molecule: messenger RNA, 3593 nt
Organism: Amphibalanus amphitrite
Lineage: Eukaryota; Metazoa; Arthropoda; Thecostraca; Balanomorpha; Balanidae
Product: serine/threonine-protein phosphatase 2A regulatory subunit B'' subunit gamma-like
Exons: 3
Coding region: 124-1488 (454 amino acids)
Biological process (GO): regulation of dephosphorylation; T cell homeostasis; cortical cytoskeleton organization
Cellular component (GO): spindle; centrosome
Source: RefSeq, a predicted model, not a curated record
GCAGUUGCGGCGGUUGUGAUUUGUUACCCCGGGCCUGUCACUGUGUGUGAGAGCUGAGAGGAGGAUCUUUCAUGGUGCUCUCGACCAAAUGAUUGAAAUAAGAAACUGUGGCAGAGUCCCAGCAUGGACCUACUGAAGCAGCGACUUCAAGCCAUCGCCGCCAAAGGACGGUUGACAGAGGAAGAAAAGCAAAAGGCAAAGAAAGAGGAGGAUGCCGAGGCUGAACGUCUCUACACAGAAUGGAAAGGAAGCAAACAAGAAACUAAGGAUCCAUCUCUGAAAGUGAUCCCUCGCUUCUACUUGAAACCACCAGGCGAUGAGGACAUUCUGUUGCAAAAGCUGCGGGAGGAAGCCCGCGCCGUCUUCCUGCAGCGUCGCAGCGAACAACUGCUCGACAAUGACGAGCUGAAGGCGCUCUACGUCACACUUGACGAGCACCGAACUCCUCCGCUGGACACCACCGAGGGUAUGCUCGGCUGGGAUGAUUUCUGUACCGCCUCUGAGAGAGCCACGCCCAAGUGCAAGCGCUACUUCACGCCCUUCGUCUUUGCCAAACUGCAACAGGAUGAUCCAUACGGCCGUAUCAGCAUGAUGUCGUUCUUUAACUACGUCAUGCGCAAGAUUUGGCUUCAUCAGACUCGUAUCGGCCUGUCGCUGUACGACGUGACUGGAGAAGGGUUCCUGCGUGAGAUGGAUCUGGAAAACUACAUCCUAGAGAUGAUCCCGUCUCUUCCCCAACUCAACGGGCUCGAGAAGUCCUUCCACAACUUCUACGUCUGUACGGCAGUCCGCAAGUUCUUCUUCUUCCUCGACCCCCUGCGCACCGGGAAGAUCAAGAUCCAAGACGUCUUGGCCUGUAGCUUCUUGGAUGAGCUCCUCGAGCUUCGCGAUGAAGAACUCAGCAAGGAGGCACAGGAGUCGAACUGGUUCUCUGCUCCUUCUGCGCUGCGCGUCUACGGGCAGUACCUCAACCUCGAUCGCGACCACAAUGGCAUGCUGAGCAAAAGCGAGCUGGCUCGCUACGGCACGGGCACCCUGACUACUGUCUUCAUCGACCAAGUCUUCCAAGUGUGCCUCACCUAUGAUGGCGAGAUGGACUACAAGACGUACCUCGACUUCGUACUGGCUCUGGAGAACCGUCGCGAACCACAAGCUCUCCAGUAUCUGUUCCGAAUCCUCGACGUUCAGCAGACUGGUUGCCUGAACGUCUUCGCUCUCAACUACUUCUUCCGUGCCAUCCAGGAGCAACUGAAAGCGCAUGGACAGGAGCCAAUUCUCUUCGAGGACAUCAAAGACGAGGUGUUUGACAUGGUGAAGCCGGCCGAUCCUCUGCGUAUCACACUACAGGAUUUGGUGAACUGCGGUCAGGGCGAUACGGUGGUCAGCAUUCUGAUCGAUCUGAACGGCUUCUGGACUCAUGAGAACCGGGAAGUGCUGGUGGCUGAGGGUGAUGAUGCGCCGGCAGCUGCGCUGGUGGCGGAGAGUUGAUGGGUAGUUUGGUGCACUGAGAGGAUCGCUCGAAUAGUGAAGCACAGGUCUUUGUUUGGACUUGCGAGAGUUCCUGUCAUGUAAUGACUCUUGUUGCUGGUUGUUCAAUGCUUACAUCUUAUUUCACUUUGUCGCUAGGCUGGUAGUUUCCAUUACCAUUACUCAUUGUCAUUUUGGCAUGACUCCAUCAGUCAAGUCUUAUUGGUGACUUGGUUGGAACAGGGCUGUGAAUUGUCAUUUCUCAUUUGGUCAGGAUUGAUGCUAAGUCAUUGCCAGCAAUUUACCUCCACGCUAUGUUCGGUUCACACUUAACAAAGGUUUCAUGCAAGUCGUGUCAGCGUAUCUGCUUACCCUACUGUUCCGCCAUUUAGGAAUCUCAUCCAGCACAAUUUUUUAUGGUACAUAGAUAUCAAACAUAUCGCCUAAGCUGGCUACAUGUGCCCAUUAGGUAGCUCAUCUCUGCUGUGGAAAACGGCUUGUUAAAGUAAGCAUGCUACGAGAAAAUAAAUCGUGACGAUUGCUUUACACAUCGUCUUUGAAUGCCUGAAAAGUGGAAACGCUUCAUAGUUCAAUGAUUGUCUGAGAUAACAUGAAUUAAUUAGAUCAACGCUCGAAAUGUGGUUGGGUAAAAUUAAGAACAAUUGCACAGGAGACACAUCCAUGUUGUACAAUUAGACAUAUUUGUUCCAAAUGACUUGUCGUUUGCUAAAAGACGACUAACCGAUCGGGUAGUGAUCGAUCCGUCAAUCGCCAUUUUCCUACAUUUGUUUAGGGCGACGAUUUGAAUUGUACGAUGUAAAAUGAAUUGCUUUUUGUUCUUAUUCGCAAACGUCUUUCUCCAGAUCAGUCAUGAGCCUAUCUUCGUGCUCCACCCUGCGCUGGUGGCGAUGCCUCUCACGGCCGCUCAGCCUUCACCAGCGCCACCUACACAGAACGUCUCCGCUCAGCCGAUGGCGAGUGGCCCACCUAGUAGCGCCACCUACAGCCACGCCUUUGAGCUCGAUCUCAUCUCAUGAACCGUUGCGCAUAUCAGCAACUCCUCGUCCUCGAACAAAAGAAGCGAACCGUCUGCAUACGAUGUCUCCCGCGCUACGCCAAGCGAGGCCACCUGACCUAGACUUCAAGAUCAUCUACCGGUUUCCGUACAUCAUGUCGGUUCGGCUGAUUUGUCGGCUGAAGAUCUAUCAGACGGGUCUCACGCUGGCUGCAGUGCCGGUGAUGGUCCUCCUGCAAGAUCUUGACGCUGCCGCCAAGGUGGGAGCUGUCGGCCUGUUCGCUGCCGGCAUGCUCUACAUCAUGGGCGAGUUCUUCCGGCGCUUCGUCGGCCUUCUAUACCUCCACCGGGACGGAACACAACUGAAGAUCGCUCACCUAACCUUCUGGGGAGGCCGUAGGGACAUCGUCAUACCCGUGGAGGAUAUUGUGCCGUUCUCGGAACUCAAAGACUCACCGACUGAUGUGUACUUCAAGCUGCGGAGAUACUCGGGUCCGGAGACGUUUUAUGUGUCGCUGCGUUAUGGCGGUAUCUCUAGUAUGGAGAGCCUAGAGGCUGUCUUUGGGCCGCUGGAAGACAGGUGAUUGGGCAGACAGCUAGUCGUGUGGCUAACUGAAAACUAGCUGUUUUAUCGUCUUUUUUAAACUGCUAUGUGAUUUUUGUUUUGCGAGUGAAACUGAGCUGAUGUAUAGCACUAUGAGCGAGAGAAGCUGUGAAAUGUCAAACUGAUACAUUGCUAUUGUGUUCGCUCGUGAAUAUAUACCACAGUCAACAGUGCCCUAAUAUCUAUUGAUAACCUGGGUUCAUAGUAAAGCAGCAUCAAUUUGUUUCUGACACAAAUGCAUUCUGGGGUCCGGGAAUAUAGCAUAUGUCUGUUGGUUGGCUGAUAAGUUGCGCUUAGUUAUUUCCAUUUUCUCUCGAGCAUAUUUUUCAUUAGUUGUGCGUUUGAUUAUUCGUUUAGUUAUCACGUCCCCUUGACUCCUUCCCUUAGUAGGGCAGAUAUAUUAAAAAAUCAUAUCCAACACAGAAAGCUGUAUAGAUUGAUCUAUCACAAUGCGAUGAAGUUUCCACUGAUCGUUACGGAAAGCCAAAUACAUUAUUAUGUGCAGGA